Messenger RNA from Pollicipes pollicipes, 729 nucleotides. Its product is annotated as acidic mammalian chitinase. Gene Ontology annotation, cellular component: extracellular region. NCBI's taxonomy places the organism in Eukaryota, Metazoa, Arthropoda, Thecostraca, Pollicipedomorpha, Pollicipedidae. Gene Ontology annotation, molecular function: chitin binding; chitinase activity. Gene Ontology annotation, biological process: carbohydrate metabolic process; chitin catabolic process. The transcript is spliced from 3 exons. Bases 14 to 460 code for a protein of 148 amino acids. The record is from RefSeq and is a predicted model, not a curated record.
CGGAGAGGACACGAUGCGGUGCCUGGGAGCCGCCGCCGUCCUGCUGGGUCUGCUCGGGGGCGCCCUGGCCACCGAGGUCAUCUGCUACUGGGCCUCCUGGACCUCAUACAGGACCGGAAACGGCAAAGUCACUGUAGAUGACCUAGAUCCCAGUAAAUGCUCCAUCUACAUCUACGCCUUCGCAACACUGGACGAGAACACGCUGACCAUGAAGCCUUUCGACACCAGCCUGGACAUCGACAAGAAGGGCUAUGAGAAGUUCGUGGCGAUGAAGAAGCGCAACUCGCGUCUGCGGACGCUGCUGGCGCUCGGUGGCUACAACGACUCGGGACCCAAGUACUCCAGCAUGCUCUCCAGCGCGUCCAAGCGAGCGCGCUUCGUGCGGCGCGCCGUCGCCUUCCUCCGCGAGCACGGGUUCGACGGCCUGGACCUGGACUACGAGUACCCGACGGCCGCCUGACCGGCCGUACUUCGCACAGCUCGUCGCCGAGCUGAAGCGGGCCUUCCGGCCGCACGGCAUGUGGCUCUCCACGGCGACGCCGGCCACGCGCGAUAAGAUCGACGCGGGCUUCGACGUGCCGGCCAUCGCCGCCGACAUCGACAUGAUCCACGUAAUGGCGUACGACCUGCACGGCAGCUGGGAGUGGGGUACGGCCGACCACCACGCGCCGCUGCGGCCGCGCGCCUCCGACGCUGGCCGCGGCCUGGACGUGCGCAGCACCGUGGAGC